UGUCGAAGAGGUAAGUACCGCCAAAAGGGGAACAUAUCCAACGGCCGGAAACUUCCUAAACCAUGGAGCAAUCUCUUCUGUCUUCCUUCCGUGCGAACUCAACUCAACUCACUGAGUCGAGUACAGUCGAGUACAGUCGAGUCAUCCUCUUUCCUUUCCACUCUCUUCCUCUCCUACUUUCUUUCUCUACCUCUUCGACCUUCUGUCCUUUUUCGUCUUUUCACCUCUAGUCCCCAUCCGACGUCUCCCAUUUCUCCACGUCACCACCGUCUUCUUCACCCUCCCUUCCCUUCCUCGGUCUCUUUCUAUUUUAUUUUAACUCUCUAGGGUUUCUCAGAUUUAAUCCAAUUCUAUGUCCUUUCUCCGCUCCUUAAUUUUCUUCGAUCAGAAAAAAACGAAGAAAUUUCCAAAUCCUCAAUUCGUCGGCUCUGUCAAUCUCCUCACCAGAUAUUCUUCAUACCCAGGUAUUUGAUGAAUUGGCGCUACAUUACGAAAAGUUGAAAAUAUUUUUUUAUAAACAUUUGGUUGAAUUGAGGAUUGGAUUUUUGUUUGUUUAUGAGGGGUUUUAUAUUAUGAUGGCUAUUGAGAAGAAUAACUUCAAGGUUUCACGGGUUGAUUCGGAGUUUUCGCCUGGUAGUAGAGAGACAACUGUGUCAAGUGAUGAGGAUGAGCUUCAACGUCAAAGCUCAGUUGUUGUUUCUGAUGGAGAUGAUGAUGGUGGUGGAUUCGAUGAUGCUGAUUCAGGGACAGAUUCGGACGACUAUGAUUUACUGGAAUUAGGUGAAACAGGGGCUGAAUUUUACCAAGUUGGGAACUGGUCUUGUUCUGUUCCUUAUGAGUUGUACGACCUUCCUGGAUUGGAAGAUAUUUUAUCUCUUGAUGUGUGGAAUGAGUGUUUAAGCGAUGAGGAAAGAUUUAGUCUUACUAAGUUAUUACCCGACAUGGAUCAGGAUACAUAUAUGUGGACAUUGAAUGACCUUCUUAAGGGUUAUAAUUUUCAUUUUGGAAGCCCUAUUAAGAAGUUAUUUGAUAUGUUCAAAGGAGGGUUGUGUGAACCAAGGGUUGCACUUUAUCGAGAGGGCUUGAAUUUCUUUCAGAAGCGGCAGCAUUACCAUCAUUUGAGGAAACAUCAGAAUACUAUGGUUGUCAAUCUUUGUCAAAUAAGGGACGCUUGGGUUAACAAGUGUAGGGGAUAUAGUAUUGAGGAGCGGCUUCGUGUUUUGAAUAUUAUGAGAAGUCAAAAGAGUUUGAUGCAUGAGAAAUUGGAAGACGAUGAUUCUGAAUCCUCCAAAAGAGAGGAUUUGGUUGAUGGAUUGUGGACCAAAACGGUUAAGGAUCGGAAGGCUUCGCAGCAAAUGGCUCGGUACUUUGACUCUGAGGUUGAACCGAAUUUGGAAUUCAUUUCCCAAGGACAGCUGACGGCUUUGGAACCUUCAAAAUAUGGGAAGCUGAAUCCAAAAGAUAAACUCAGAACAGGUGGGUCAAAAUUUCCUACUGCAAAAGAGUUCGGGAGCAGCGUUUACCCUGAUUUGGAUAUGAAUUCUGAGCCAUAUGAUUUUCUGGGAACUCUUCCUCGACAGAAAUAUAAGUCGGGGGCAGUAUACAGGCGAAGGGAUUGGAUGAGGUUGGAUGAUGAAGCUGAAGACCCGAUGUUCGGAACAGGUAUUCAACGAGACCGAAAUGCUGUGCGUGACAGCAUCAUGGGAAAAUCCGGUUCGUUGAGAGCAGGGGAAAAAUAUGACCGUUUAAGAGCUCAAGAAUUAGCUAGUGAUAGUUCCUUGGCUUUACCUUUUUCUUCAAAGCAGGAGUUUCAGGCCUAUGGUAAGAACAGGAACAGGAAUAUGAGUCAAUUGUUGGAGGAAAAAGUGUAUACUUCAAACCCACCUAACACAAGAACAACCAGUGAUUUUGCCAAGAAGGCCAAGUAUGUGGAUGCUUCACCUGUGACAGGACCAUUAAAAGAUGAAAAAAUCUUCGGUAGAACUGGGAAGAAAGGAAAGAAGAGGACGGGGAAGGAGUAUGUGGCACAUGUUGAUGGAAGGGGUGCAGAUGGUAACCUGCAGUCUAAACUUCAGCAGCAAACUGAUGAUUCCCUUUUCUUAAAGAAGGGAAAACGGAAACUGGAGGUGUAUACUGGUACUCUUGAUAUCGAAACUUCUGAAGCUCAUGGUGCAGGAGUAGGAGCCUUAGAUGUGGAGAUGGAAGCCAAGCCACAAAAAAAGCCAUUUACGUUGAUUACCCCCACAGUUCAUACCAGUUUCUCGUUCUCAAUUGUGCAUCUUCUUUCUGCAGUUCGCUUGGCAAUGAUUAGUCCACUUCCAGAAGUUUCCUUGGAGGUUAGCAAACCUAGAGAGGAGCAGAAUGGACAGCAGGAAGGUGGUGUGAAUGGGAUUCAUUCUCGUGAAAAUGCAGUUAGCAAUAAUUUGGACCAUCCGGUGCAAGCAAGUGUGCCUUCUCUAACAGUUCAUGAGAUUGUUAGUCGUGUGACAGUGAAUCCUGGAGAUCCAUGUAUCCUUGAGACGCAAGAACCGCUUCAAGAUUUAGUUCGGGGCGUUCUGAAAAUUUUCUCAUCAAAAACAGCACCUUUGGGAGUAAAAGGUUGGAAGGCACUUGUUGCCUAUGAAAAGUCCACAAAAAGUUGGUCUUGGGUUGGUCCUGUUGUGCAUAGCUCAAAUGAUCAUGAGACUAUUGAGGAGGUGACAUCACCUGAAGCCUGGGGUCUUCCCCACAAAAUGCUGGUCAAGUUGGUUGAUUCAUUUGCAAAUUGGCUAAAAAAUGGUCAGGAGACUCUCCAACAAAUAGGGAGUCUUCCUGCACCACCACUUGAAUUGAUGCAAGACAAUUUAGAUGAGAAAGAAAGGUUUAGAGAUCUAAAAGCUCAGAAGAGCCUUAGCACCAUUAGCCCGAGUUCUGAAGAAGUGAGAGCUUAUUUCCGAAGGGAGGAGCUUCUUAGGUAUUCUAUUCCUGACAGAGCCUUCUUUUACACAGCUGUUGAUGGCAAAAAAUCAAUCGUUGCUCCCUUGCGAAGGUGUGGAGGUAAGCCUACUUCAAAGGCUCGAGAUCACUUUAUGCUGAAACGUGACCGUCCACCACAUGUUACUAUUCUUUGUAUUGUGAGAGAUGCGGCUGCCAGAUUGCCUGGAAGUAUCGGCACUCGUGCGGAUGUUUGUACUUUGAUAAGAGACUCUCAAUACAUUGUUGAAGAUGUCUCUGAUGCACAAGUUAAUCAGGUUGUUAGUGGGGCCUUAGACCGUUUGCAUUAUGAACGUGAUCCUUGUGUACAAUUCGAUGGAGAGAGGAAAUUGUGGGUUUAUUUACAUAGAGAAAGAGAAGAAGAAGAUUUUGAGGAUGAUGGUACUUCAUCUACGAAGAAAUGGAAGAGGCAGAAAAAAGAUACCAUGGAACAAACUGAUGAAGGAGCUGUAACCGUGGCUUUCCAUACAACCGGGGAUCAGUCAGGCGUAGAAUUGGGCUCUGAUCUUAUUGCCGAACCUCUGUGCAUUGAUGGUGGUAAAAAGAUGGAGACAGAUUGUGACGAUGGACAAAAUAUGGAGUUUAAUGCUGACAUUGAUCACGGGUCUGAGCUAGGUAACAGUCAACAUGGUCAUCCUGAAAGCAAUUUGUUACGUCAAGAAAAUUCCACUAACGAUGAAUUUGAUGACGAGGCAUUUGGGAGAGAGAGGCGGGUCGGACUCCAGAGUGCAAGCUGAUCAUGAUCAACAUUUCAGGUAGUUCUCCAAAGUUGUAUGAAAUAUUUAUGGUGCAGAGAUAUAUUAAUUUUGGCUGGCUGCUUGAAUUGUAAAGCUCCAUAACCAUUUUCUCCACU
Messenger RNA from Hibiscus syriacus, 3826 nucleotides. RefSeq lists its product as uncharacterized. The coding region runs from base 573 to 3710 and encodes 1045 amino acids. NCBI's taxonomy places the organism in Eukaryota, Viridiplantae, Streptophyta, Magnoliopsida, Malvales, Malvaceae. The record is from RefSeq and is a predicted model, not a curated record. The transcript has 2 exons. Gene Ontology annotation, cellular component: Ino80 complex.